CUUCAGCCAGAGCGGUAUAUAUAGCCGAGGGAGAUGAGGGGAAGGCCCCUGGCAGCCAAAAUGAAGUCUCUGCUGUCUGUGUGCUGUGUGCUGUCUCUGCUGGCCCUGUCUGCUGCAGAUCUCCUGGCAGGGUCCUCCAUCCAUGAUGAGGAGCCUCUGGUGCGUCUGCAGCUCCAGCAGCCCGAGGGAGACCUCUUCUCCUGUGGAUGUGACACAACAGAGGAGCCCGCCAGCCAGAGCUCCUCCAAUGACACCCCGGCCCCAGAGAGGGCCAUGUGCCAGCCCUGCAAACCCCCAUCAACUCUAGAUACUGAAGAGGAGCCAUCUCCCACCUCAGAGCAUGAAGAAGAGGAGGCGGAGGAAGCAGCUGCAGAGGAGGAGGAUACUUCCACAGAGGAGGUAAUAAGUGAUGGAGGAGAAGAGCAGGAGGAGUCCCAGGAGGAGGCAGAAGAAGAGGAGGUGACACCUGAGGAGGAGGGUGUGGAGGAGGCUGUGGAUCAAAGUGUGGAUGAGGAGGAAGUGGCUGCAUCAUCUGAAGAGGAGGAGGAGGAGAUAAUCAAGGAAGGUGAGGAAGAAACAGAGGAGGAGAUGAGUGAACCUCAGGGAGAAGUUACAGAAGAGGAAUCAGAAGACGCACAGGAGGAGUCAGAGACAGCAGCGGAGGAGGGAAGUGUGGAAACUUCUGAGGCUGAAGAGGACGAAGACACUGGUGCUGGAGACGCAGCUGAGGAGGAGGAGGAGGCUGUGGAGGCUCAGUCGGAACCAGAAGCAGAACCAGCUGAGCCUCCUCAAACAGAAACGGAGGAGCCAGAAGUGACAGCAGAAUCUGAGGCUGAACCAGAAGUGACCACAGAGCCUGAAGUCAUUUUGGAACCAGAGGUGACCUCAGAACCAGAACCAGAACCAGAACCAGAACCAGAACCAGAGGUGACUGCAGAACCAGAACAAGAACCAGAACCAGAACCAGAGGUGACCUCAGAACCAGAACCAGAACCAGAGGUGACUGCAGAACCAGAACCAGAAUCAGAGGUGACUGCAGAACCAGAGCCAGAGGUGACGACAGAACCAGAACCAGAAGUGACUGCAGAACCAGAACCAGAACCAGAGGUGACUGCAGAACCAGAACCAGAGAUGACUGCAGAACCAGAGCCAGAGGUGACUGCCGAGCCUGAAAUUGAAGUGGUUUCAGAGCCCGAACUGGAACCAGAGGUUGUUCCUGAUGUGGAGCCUUUUGUCGAGGAGAUCACACCAGAAUCUGCAGCUGAUGUAGCUGAGGAGGCAGUGGAGGAGGCACCUGCUGAUGUUGAGGAGGUGACAGUCGAGGAGGUGACUGCAGAGGAGCCUCAAACCAAAGAGAAAAAGAAAGAUGCGGCAGCCGGCUCGACACUGAGAGACCGCGCCCAUAUUGAGGAAACACUGCGAUUGGCUACUACUGAACCCUCGGCAGAGUUCUCAGCUGCUAUGAAGAAGCUGUUGAACAUCUACCACACUGCCAUCAAGCCCAUGGAGCAGGCCUACAAGUAUAAUGAGCUCAGGCAGCAUGAAGUCACAGAUGGUGAGAUCACCUCCAAGCCCAUGGUUUUGUUCCUGGGACCAUGGAGUGUCGGCAAGUCCUCCAUGAUCAACUACCUGCUGGGUCUUCACGGCACCUCACAGGAACUCUACACAGGUGCUGAGCCCACCACCUCCGAGUACACAGUAAUAAUGCACGGUGAGAAGUUUCGGACCAUAGAGGGCAUCGUCAUGGCAGCAGACAGCUCACGGUCCUUCUCGCCACUGGAGAAGUUUGGCCAAGGCUUCCUGGAGAAGCUGAUUGGCACUGAGAUGCCCCACAAGCUGCUGGAGAGGGUCACCUUUGUGGACACGCCCGGCAUCAUUGAAAACCGCAAACAGCAGGAAAGAGGUUACCCCUACAAUGAGGUGUGCCAGUGGUUUAUUGAUCGAGCUGAUCUCAUCUUCCUGGUGUUCGACCCCACCAAGCUGGACGUGGGCGGGGAGCUGGAGAUGCUCUUCAGGCAGAUGAAGGGCCGCGAGUCCCAGAUUCGCCUCAUCCUCAACAAGGCCGACAGCCUUACCACCCAGGACCUGAUGAGGGUCUACGGGGCCCUGUUCUGGAGCAUGGCGCCCCUAAUCAACGUCACCGAGCCUCCUCGGGUGUACGUCAGCUCCUUCUGGCCUCAGGACUACGCUGCAGACACAAGCCGAGGGCUCUUCAUGAAGGAGGAGACUUCUCUGCUGGAAGACCUUAACCAGGUGAUUGAGAAUCAGAUGGAGAACAAGAUCGCUUUCAUUCGCCAGCAUGGCAUCCGCGUUCGCAUCCACGCCCUGCUGGUGGACCGCUACCUCCAGACCUACUACGACAAGCUGGGUUGGUUCAGCGACCCCUACGAGGUGUUCCAAGACAUAGUCAAUGACCCAGACAAGUACUACAUCUUCAAAUCCAUUCUGGCCAAAACCAACGUCAGCAAGUUCGACCUGCCCAACAAGGAGGCUUACCAGGACUUCUUCGGCGUGAACCCAGUUUCCAGUUUCAAGCAGCUCUCCUCCCACUGCAGCUGGACUGGCGGGUGCCUGCUGGAGAAGAUAGAGAGGGCCAUCUCAAACGAGCUCCCGGCUCUGCUCAGCAGCGUCAGCAAGUCCGCAGACACGCCUGCCCCGGCGAAGGCCGCACCCGCACCCCCACCUCCGCUCCCUGGCACUUGUGAGGGUCCCGCGUGUGAGGAGAAACCCAAGAAUCGCUGGAGGAAGCAUUGAGAUGGAGGAGAGGGGUGCAGGAGGGGGAACAGAGGAGGCAGAUGGCAGCAGCAGCCAGAGGGUUUCCUGAAAUAAUCCUCACUGCUGUGAUUUUCAGAACUGGGAAUGGUGCGACUGAGCGGUAAAAGAGAAUAGAAAAUGUGCAAAGAUGUACCAUGCUGGGUCGACUUUUCUGUGACAAUUCUCUGGUACACAUUGUCCAAUAUGACACCCUUCUGGUGUUUAGGUACGGCAGAACAAAGAAAAAUAUUUUCACUAUGGUUUGGUAGUAAAAGAAUCUAGAAAAAAGAAGUCAACUUUCCGUCAGAGUCCUUCACUGCGCAAAAUGUGAUGAAUAUCCACCAGAGAAACCAACUUCAAAAACAUAAUAAAAAAAACCCAAGACGUUCAUCUCCUUUGUAACUUUACAUUUUAAUGAAAUCUGAGAAUGAAUGUUUAAUUGUUUCCUGUUGUUUUCAAGUUUGUACAUUAUUUAUUCAAGUUUUCCUCCUCAGAGAAAGAUGCCGGUAGCGAUUGUUUUCUUCCACUGAUACAGAAAAUGCUGCCACUCAUGUCUUCUCUGUUGUUUGCAAAGUCUGAAGAUUCAAACUGCUGUGCUGUGUUUUUACAGUUGAACCGCCGUAGGUCGUCACUGGUUAGGGCGCUUCAUUUCAAUGACAGGACAAUAAAACAGAAAGGAGGAUUCUCUCAUCACGUUUUAUUGAGCAGGGAUUCAACCAUGUUUAGUUACUGUGCUGCACUGCUGCAUAUUGUACUGUCUUUAUUCCUAAGUGUUGUACUAUUAUUAUAGAAACAAGUUUCAUUUUAGCAUUUCUCAGUGCUGCACUGGGACUGAAAUAACUGAAUUCUCUCCUUAACAACAUCAUUCAAUAAGCUUGUAUUUAAUAAUGCCACUGCGGCCUUUUCAGCGCUCUGAACUGUUGCUAGUUUUACCUCAACACGGCUGCAUACCACAUGGGCAUUUCCUUUAAAAAUGUAAUCUUUUCCUUGUCCUUCUAGAUCUGUUUGUAAUUGUCAUUCUUUUGAGUGAUUUCUUUUGAGUAAACAACCACAUUAAAAUGUG
Messenger RNA from Plectropomus leopardus (leopard coralgrouper), 3817 nucleotides. RefSeq names its product sarcalumenin a (gene srla). Gene Ontology annotation, molecular function: GTP binding. The record is from RefSeq and is a predicted model, not a curated record. Lineage: Eukaryota; Metazoa; Chordata; Actinopteri; Perciformes; Serranidae.